AAGUCGGCGCGGGCCAGGCGGCGGGUGGAAGCCGGUACCGAGAGGAACUACAAGCGUCGCCGCCUGGGUCGUGCCGCCGCGGUGGGCGCUGCGCUCUGAGCGCAGCGCAGGCCCCGUAGCGACCGCCCGCCCGCCCUCUGUCCGCGAUGGAGGUGCCGGCCGCGGGCCGCCUUUCCUCCGAGGGCGCCCCGACGGCGACCGUGGCCGAGGUGCGCUGCCCGGGGCCCGCGCCGCUGCGCCUGCUGGAGUGGAGGGUGGCGGCGGGCGCGGCGGUGCGCAUCGGCUCGGUGCUGGCCGUGUUCGAGGCCGCCGCCUCCGCGCAGCCCGCUGGGGCCCCUCAGUCUCGUGCAGCCUCCGGGGGCUGCGUGCGCCCUGCGCGGUCGGAGCGCAGGCUGAGGUCGGAGCGCGCGGGCGUGGUGCGGGAGCUGUGCGCGCAACCGGGCCAGAUGGUCGCUCCAGGGGCGGUUCUGGUGAGACUGGAAGGAUGCAGCCACCCGGUUGUCAUGAAAGGCCUGUGUGCUGAAUGUGGCCAAGACCUCACCCAGUUGCAGAGUAAGAACGGGAGGCAGCAGGUGCCACUGUCCACGGCGACCGUGUCCAUGGUGCACAGCGUGCCGGAGUUGAUGGUGAGCUCCGAGCAAGCGGAGGAGCUGGGAAGAGAAGACCAGCAGCGACUGCAUCGGAACCGGAAGCUGGUGCUCAUGGUGGAUCUGGACCAGACGCUGAUCCACACAACCGAGCAGCACUGUCAGCAGAUGUCGAAUAAAGGCAUCUUUCACUUCCAGCUGGGCCGGGGUGAGCCCAUGUUGCACACGCGCCUGCGUCCGCACUGCAAGGACUUCCUGGAGAAGAUCGCCAAGCUGUACGAGCUGCACGUCUUCACCUUCGGCAGCCGGCUGUACGCGCACACCAUCGCAGGCUUUUUAGACCCCGAGAAGAAGCUUUUUUCUCAUCGAAUAUUAUCCAGGGAUGAAUGUAUUGACCCGUUUUCUAAAACGGGAAACCUUAGAAACCUCUUUCCUUGUGGAGACUCAAUGGUUUGCAUUAUUGAUGAUCGAGAAGAUGUCUGGAAGUUUGCCCCCAAUCUGAUAACUGUGAAGAAAUACGUGUACUUCCAGGGCACAGGUGACAUGAAUGCGCCCCCUGGGUCCCGAGACUCUCAGAUGAGAAAGAAAGUAAAUCAUUCUUCUCGAGGCACCGAGAUCGCAGAGCAAGCUCCGCCCGUGAGAGAGCCCGAGGGAGCAACGCAGGCCCCUGGAGUGGAGCCCAGCAAUGGCCUGGAGAAGCCAGCUCAGGAGCUGAACGGCAGUGAGGCUGCCGCCCCACAGGACUCGCCCCGCCCCGGGAAACCGGACGAGAGGGACACCUGGCCCGCUACCCAGGCCCCCACCAGCAGCGGAGAGCUGGCAGGCACUCCUGAGCCCCAAGGAUCCUGUGUGCAGGGUGGCCGGGCGGCACCGGGACAGCGGCCUGCCCAGGAUGCCACAGGCACUGACCUGGACUUCGACUUAUCCAGCGACAGCGAGAGCAGCAGUGAGUCCGAGGGCACGAAGUCUCCUUCCUCCGCCUCUGACGGCGAAAGUGAGGGGACAAGCCGGCAGAAGCUGAAGGAGGAGGAGAACCCGGCUCCAGAGGGAGCCGGGGCACUGGCUCAGGGCAGUUCCCUGGAGCCGGGGCGGCCUGCAGCACUGAGUCUCCCCGGAGAGGCCGAGCCCAGCACGCAUGCCCCAGACAAGGGGCCCGAGCUGGGUGGGCAGGAGGAGGGCGAGCGGGACGGCCUCUGCGGCCUGGGCAAUGGCUGUGCCGACAGGAAGGAGGCGGAGACCGAGUCACAGAACAGCGAGCUGUCGGGCGUCACCGCGGGCGAGUCCCUGGACCAGAGUGUGGAGGAGGAGGAGGAGGACACGGACGAGGAUGACCACCUCAUCUACCUGGAGGAGAUCCUGGUCCGUGUGCACACCGACUACUACGCCAAGUACGACCGCUUCCUCAACAAGGAGAUCGAGGAGGCGCCGGAUAUCCGCAAGAUUGUGCCGGAACUGAAGAGCAAGGUGCUGGCUGAUGUGGCCAUAAUUUUCAGUGGGCUGCACCCGACAAACUUCCCGAUAGAGAAGACGCGGGAGCAUUACCACGCCACGGCGCUAGGAGCGAAGAUCCUCACUCGGCUGGUGCUGAGCCCCGACGCCCCUGACAGGGCCACGCACCUGAUCGCCGCGCGGGCUGGCACAGAGAAGGUGCUGCAGGCGCAGGAGUGCGGACACCUGCACGUGGUCAACCCUGACUGGCUGUGGAGUUGCCUGGAGCGCUGGGACAAGGUGGAGGAGCAGCUCUUCCCGCUCAGGGACGACCACACCAAGGCACAGAGGGAGAACAGUCCUGCAGCCUUUCCCGACCGGGAGGGUGUGCCCCCCACCACCUUGUUCCACCCGAUGCCCGUUCUUCCCAAGGCCCAGCCUGGCCCCGAGGUUCGAAUCUACGACUCCAACACGGGGAAGCUCAUCAGGACGGGCGCCCGGGGGCCCCCAGCGCCCCCCAGCUCCUUACCCCUCCACCAGGAGCCCUCUUCCUUCAGGGCCUGAGAAACAUCUGGCUUCCUUCUGGGCUCCGUCGUUCAGAUGACUGAUCUUCUGUCUUUGGCCGCUUUUCCUGUAGGUAAGCUGUGUUUUCUCUUCCAUUGCCAUCGAGGUUUUUCUCCAUCUUUAGUUGAGGUUUGAUGAUGAGGUGUCUUGGUGUAGAUUUGGAGGGUUUACCUUGUUUAGGUUUGACUCUGCUUUUUGAGUUGGAAGGUUUAUGUCUUUUGACGUCUUUGGGACAUUUCCAGCCAUUGCUUUUCAAGGCCAUCUCUGCCAUGCAUGGGACGGCAGGGACACGGAUGCUGAGGCUUUUCGUAUCUCGUGCGUCCCUAAGCUGUGUUCUUUUUCCUGUUCAGCUCAUUUUCUCUGUUGUCCGGGUUGGGUGAUUUCUGUUAGAUUUUUAGGUUCACAGCCUUCCUCUGUCUCCUUCAUUUGCUGCUAGUCUGUCCAUGACAUUUUUUGGUUUUAGUUUUUAUUUUUCAGUUAUAAAAUUUCUGUAUCUUCUAUUUCUUUACCAACCCUUUGUGUUUUUCAUUUGCGUAUUUGCAAGCAUAUUUGCAAUUGCCUGUUGAAGCAUUUUUAUCAUGGAUGCUAUAAGUCAUUAUGAAUUUUAGCAUCUCUGCCCUCUCAGCUUGGCCUCUGUUGAUUGUCCUUUUCUCCAUAGUUUGAGAUCUUCCUGGUUCUUGCUGGGGCAAGUGACAUUGGAUUGAAACCUGGACCUUUUUCAAAUCAUGUUAGGAGACUCUGGAUCUUAUUUAAACCUUCUCCCAUCGCUCAUUUUUUUUUGGGCCAUGCUCCAGCAGCAGGAGUGGAGGCCCCCUAGUUCCUGCCAGUCGGGACAGGAGUCCAUUUCCCCACACGGCCUCUUUUUGAUGCCUGAGAGUGGGGGAUGAGGGUGACGCCGUUGCUGGUGGACACAUGUGGGGAUGGGGGUGACGCUGUUGCUGGUGGACAGCUGUGGCGAUGGGGGUGACGCUGUUGCUGUGGCAGUCCUGGCUCCCCACGUCAUCGCUGGCACCAUGGGAGGAGGGUCUGCAUCUUCAGUGGGGGCUGGUGACAAUCCCGAUGCCCCCACAUGGGUGGGAGGAGUGUCUGCAUCUUCAGUGGGGGCUGGUGACAAUCCUGACACCCCCGCGUGGGUGGGAGGAGUGUCUGCGUCUUCAGUGGGGGCUGGUGACAAUCCCGACGCCCCCACAUGGGUGGGAGGAGUGUCUGCACCUUCAAUGGGGGCUGGUGACAAUCCCGACGCCCCCACAUGGGUGGGAGGAGUGUCUGCACCUUCAGUGGGGGCUGAUGACAGUCCUGACGCCCCACAUGGGUGGGAGGGGCCUCGCUGCUGCCAGUGGGGUUGGAUGUCGGGCUCCCCACAGGCUCCCCCAUGGCCUUCUCUGAGACCUCAGAGGUGGGGUGUUUGGCUGGAGUAGAGCAGUUAUCACAGGUUUUUAACAUUAAUUGAAACAUUUAAUUCAGUUUAAAAUAACAGUACAGUUGGUCCUUUGAACAACACUGCUUUGAACUGCGUGUGUCUGGUUAUACGUACAUGGGUGUUUCAGCCAAAUGCAGAUGGGAAGCGCGUGUUCAUGGGAUGGGAAGCGCGGCGCUCGCGGGAUGGGUAGCGUGUGUUCACAGAGGGCCAAGGUGAAGAGUGGACUUUGCCAAGGCUCAGGAAGUCCUGAAUUCCAAACAGCACAGAUCAGCACCUUCAGAUUUCUGGGCAGAAAAUCUUCUCUUCAUUGUAAAUAGCCUAAUACAGCUAUGUCUUUUUAGUUUUGUGACUUUGACUUAAUGCCUGUAUUCCUUCACCAGGAUGGGUUUUAUCCCCUCAUCCUCGUGCCUGUCCCGAGCGAGCUGAUGUCUGGGACGCACACUCAGUGCCUCCUGAUCUCGUCCUUUGGUCACUCAGGGAAGAACCAGCAGCUAGAAACGGCCGCCUCUGAGGAGGGCAGCACCACCCAUUUUCCCAGAGGCCUGCCUUAAAUUCUAGCAUUCAGAGGCAUGCAUUAGAAUAUAUUAAUAAGAUUCACACAUCCAGAUCAAGAAAGAUAUGUACAGAGGAGAAAAACCAUUUCAAAUGGAGCUGCGGUUUUAACAUAGCAGAAAAAUCCUUGAAACAGAAGAUUGGCCCUUUCUAGUUGAUUUAUUAUAUUAAUAUUUAACUAUACAAGCACGAGGAUUACCUUUUUCUGGGUUUUUUUGUGAAUUUUUUUUUUUUAAGAUGGAGUCUUGCUCU
This is a messenger RNA of Cercocebus atys (sooty mangabey), 4803 nucleotides long. RefSeq names its product CTD (carboxy-terminal domain, RNA polymerase II, polypeptide A) phosphatase, subunit 1 (gene CTDP1). The transcript has 11 exons. Lineage: Eukaryota; Metazoa; Chordata; Mammalia; Primates; Cercopithecidae. Gene Ontology annotation, molecular function: RNA polymerase II CTD heptapeptide repeat phosphatase activity. The record is from RefSeq and is a predicted model, not a curated record. Bases 147 to 2579 code for a protein of 810 amino acids. Gene Ontology annotation, cellular component: nucleus.